AUGAGGAAAGCAGAGGUGCAAAUGACCCUGAAAAAGGGGUCCGAUGAGGCGGAGGCACCCCGAAGCCCCCUCAUCCCCCCGAAACGCUCCAGAGCCAGCCCGGAGAAGGUGGUCUCAGAUCCCCGGGGACCUGGGCACCCGGUCCCGACUCCACCGGCUUUUGUGCGCAAAAUGAGGAACGCUGCCGUGGGGACGGGCUGUGACAUCCGUCUAAAGGUGACGGUGGCGGGCGACCCCCAGCCCUGCCUGUACUGGUACCACAACGAGAACCUCCUGAACAUGGAGAACCAGGAGUACGGAGGCCUCUGGAUUAGGGAUUGCAAACCGAGCGAUGCCGGCCUCUACACCUGCAUCGCCAACAAUCACCUGGGAGAGAUUCGGAGCAGCGCUGUGCUUGCUGUGUUGGAUCUGGGAGAAGAUUCUGAAACAACAGAGGAUGAAUGUGAAGACCAACUUCAGACCAAAGAAGACAGUGGGGAGGUUGAGGACCAGGCUGUGCACACAGCUGCAGGGUUGAACAAAUGGUCAGAAGACGAUUAUAGAACACGUGGACGUGAAGAGCACAGGCAAGAAUUCAGGGGCCAGUCAGAGAAUUUCUCAAGAGAAUCUCCGCCACAAGUCCUCCCACCCCGAUCCCCACGACUCGCCAAACGCCCCUCCACCUCUCCAAUGCCAAGUCGCACUGGCUCAACCACACCACUCAGCUUGCGGAAUAAAAGCGUCGGGCCGACUGACUACCAAGACACAGUGCCCGGGGAGUUUGAGGAAAAGGUUAAGCAACCAAAGUCAGCGUCUCAGAGUAACAACCAGGACUCUCGUCCACAGACGCCACUGAGUGAGUACUCCCGUAAAGAGUUAACGCCCAGACCGUCCCCAAAGCUUACUAGGGCUAGCUCAAAGGUUUUUGAGAAGGUCCGUGGCUUAGAAGAGCGGAGACGAAGCCUCGAUAUUCCAGAGGGAUCCAUCUCUGGUAGAUCCUGGGCGGGUUUCAAUCUUGCUGGGUCUGUUGAUUCCGAUGAUGGAGGAAGCCGGUUGGGCAUCUCGAGAGAAAGUUCGAGGGAAGAUCUCCGGGAGGCUCUGAAAGAGGAUGCGGCCGAGAGGAGAUCUAUGUUCAGACAGAGAGCUUCUUCGCUGGAGGACAAACCUCGCUACUCCCAAAAGGUUCAGGACAUUGAGAACAAGUUCACAGAGGAGCUCCAGCGCAUUAAGAAACUGGUUGGGAAACCUCACAUGAAGAAAUCGUUUUCGACUGAACAGCUCACCGUGAAGAGCAAGCAGCGGCAGCCUUUCAGGAAAAUUGAACCUAUUCCUCCCCAGGUCCUUCAGAAGCUGCAAGAGAGGGAACGAGUCCAGUGGGAGAAGGAACAGAGAGAAAAGGAUUUAAAUCUACAACCAGUGCAGCAGCAGCAGCAGCCGACGCAGCAAAAGCAACAAAAGUCACAACCUCAGAAGACGGAGAACACCGGAACAACAACCGUAACCGUCAGUAGAUUCGGAGAGGCUGCAGGAACCCCGGAGUCGAUGCAGUUAUCUGACUUACCUGGACAGCGAUUGGUGAGAGAACUAAAUAGAGUCAGUCCCGUUACAGAACAUUUUCAAAAAUCCUCAUCACCAGCAUUUUACCACCAACAGAGGGCAGAGUCGCCAAGCAGGAAUGUUGCCGAGAUGACUUUACGCAAAGUAGAACGAAGGCCACCGAGUCCGCUUGUACAAAGGGUAUCUCGCAUGCAGGAGUCUCCGCACUUCCAAGAGUCUCUUCUGCCAAAGGAUGAGACUUCAGGGAGAAAGACACCAAUAGAAGCAGUAUUGAGAAAGAUCGAAAACAGACCUGAGAGUCCACUGGUACAAAGAAGAGCCAUGAUUGUGCAAGAUCUUCCUCCUCAACCGCCUCCAAAACCUCCGGCGGAGGAGAAGAUGGAGGUGGAGCUGUCCAGACCAACCUCUAAGAUUAUAGUCCCAACGAUUAUUGUUGAAGACGAGAAGAUGGAAGUGGACGUUCCUGUAAAGACAAGUGGGCUGCAGCAGAUUACCACCGGUGCCAAAGAGGGAAACCAGCAGAAGACCAGAGGAAAGAACCGUCGCUCUCGACCCUUGUCUCCAGAGUUAGAUUCUUCCGAUGAUUCGUACGUGUCCGCUGGAGAAGACCCGAUGGAGGCCCCGGUAUUUGAGUUCCCCCUUCAGGACACUACAGUAUCAGCAGGGGCAGAUGUGCUGCUAAAAUGCAUCAUUGGUGGAACCCCCACUCCUGAAGUGACCUGGACAAAAGACAACACCGGUGUCAGUGGCGUUGCCAACUACACCGUCAAAGUGGAGGGGGAACGACACAGCAUGUUCAUCAAAUCCGCCAAAAUGAGUGAUGGGGGGAAAUACUGUGUGACGGCUGUGAAUCAGGAGGGGAAGGUGACCAGCUGUGCAGCUCUGACAGUUAAAGCAGAGUCGGUGCAGGAGCCCAGAGGAAACUUGGGUGUCCCUGUGGACAUCAGCAGCCCUAUCACAUCGGACGAGGAGUAUCUCAGUCCCCUGGAGGAGGCCGUGGACUUCGAAGGGCCAGAGCCGAGGCGACCUAUUGACAAACGGUUCAGGAAACCCCCGGCUUUCCUGGUAACGAUGAGUGAUCACGCUGUCAUCGAAGGACAGGAAGUCACCAUGUCUGUGAGAAUGAGUGGACAACCCAAACCCAUGCUCUACUGGCUGAGGGACAGAGUCACAGUAAAAUCCGGCCCACGUCACAUCGUGCGUGAGACAGAAGACGCCACUUUUGAGAUGACGAUCAAGUCGGCAGUGAGGUCGGACUCUGGCGUUUACACCUGUAAGAUCAUCAAUGAAUACGGGACAAAGCAGUGCGAAGGAAAGCUAGACGUAAAAGCUCCACCAGUUGAGCCGGGCCUUGCCGUCAUCCGCCCAGUCAGGGACAUCACAGCCAACGCCGGGGAGACAGUUUUGUUUGAGUGUUUCGUCAUUGGACCGACAGACACCGACGUGGACUGGCUCGCCGACGGGAAACUGAUCCAGCCGGCGUUGCUCAACUGCAAGAUGCACUUUGACGGGAGAAAGUGUCGCCUGCUGCUCAACUCGGUGCACGAGGACGACACCGGAACGUACACGUGCAAGCUCAGCACAGCCAAAGAGGAAGUGACCUCAUGUGCCAAACUCAAGGUCCUCCCGUCCUUUGAACCUCUCUUCACUCGCAAACUGGACGUUCUGGAAGUGAUCGAGGGGCGUAACGCUCGAUUUGACUGCAAAGUCAGUGGCACGCCGCCUCCCAAGGUCACGUGGACUCACUUUGACCAUCCGCUCUUAGAAAGUGAGGACGUACGUAUUCUUCAGGAGGGCGGGCGCCACUCUCUCAUCAUCUCUCACGUGGCCAACGACGACGAGGGUUUCUACACCGUCAUCGCCUGUAACAGCCACGGCGACGCAGAGACCUCCGCUGAACUUUACAUACAAGAACCCCGGCCCGCCAUCUCGUCUCAAAUGGCGAAACUCGAGAAGAUGCCGUCCAUCCCCGAGGAGCCGGAGGUCCCAGAGAACGAGGUUGAGCGUUUCACCAUGCCUGACUUCAUCAAACCCCUGUAUGAUCUGGACGUGAUCGAGGGGAAGGAGGCCGUGCUCAAAUGCAAAGUGGCCGGUUUGCCGUACCCCACCAUCGUCUGGUUCCACAACGGCAAGAGGAUUGAGAGCACCGAGGAUAGAAAGAUGACACAGUUUCGUGACGUCCACAGCCUGGUCAUCCGCUCUGUGUGCCACGCCCACGGUGGCGUCUACAAGAGCGUCAUCUCUAACAAAGUAGGCAAGGCCACCUGCUACGCUCAUCUCUAUGUUACAGAUAUCCUCCCUGACCCUCCGGAUGGGACUCCUGUGAUAGAAUCCAUCACUGGGAAAACCAUCAGCUUAAGCUGGAAGAAACCAAGGAGGCUGGACCCAUCCAUUGAUCCCAGUGGCCUGAUGUACGCCAUCCAGCAACAAGCCCUGGGCUCCAUCCAGUGGACCAUCAUAGCCUCUGGCCUGAAGGAGACCACCUACACCAUCACCACCCUCUCCAAAGGAGUCCGCUACGCGUUCAGGAUCCUGACCAUCACCUCCAAGGCUUUCAGCAAACCCUCCUCCGCCACGGACCCCGUGCAGCUCCUGGACCGAGGUCUCUAUCUCCUGGAGGCUCCAGUGAUUAUUGAUAAGCCAGACAUUGUAUACGUGAUAGAAAACCAGUCAGUCACCAUCACAGUUACCCUCAAUCACGUCAACGCUGCUGUCAUCUGGAAGAGAAGGGGAGUGGUCCUGGCCAGCAAGCCCGGCCUGUACGAGAUGGCGAUGCCCGAUGACGACCAGCACACGCUCAAGCUGUUCAAGGUGAAAAGCGCUGACGUGGGAGAGAUGGCGUUUGUGACCUCCAACAAGUACGGCAGUGACAGCUGCACCUUCGACGUGGAGCUGGCAGCUCCACCAACUUUUGAAACGAUCAUGGAGGACCUGGAUGUUUGCUCCGGAGAGACCCCUCGCUUCGCUGUGGUUGUGGAGGGCAAACCAGUUCCUGACAUCCUCUGGUUAAAGAAUGACGUCCUGCUGUGCGAGAGCAGUCAUUACACGUUUGUGUACGAUGACAAUGAAUGUUCCCUGGUGGUUCUGAAUGCUCGUACAGACGACUCCGGGGUGUACACGUGCACUGCCCGGAACUUGGCAGGAUCUGUCUCUUGUAAAGCUGAACUGACCGUUCAUGAAGCCAAAAGAAAAGAGGAUCCAGUGGACGAUGAGCAGACAAUUCUGAGGAAAAUGCGCAGGCUGACGGACUAUUAUGAAAUCCAUAAAGAAAUUAGAAGGGGGGCAUUUUCCUAUGUGAAACGUGUGACCCAGAAAGUCGGCAAAAUGGAGUACGCAGCGAAGUUUAUCUCCACGAGAGCCAAAAAGAAGCCGUCGGCUCUGAGAGAGAUGAGCCUGGUGUCCAAGCUGGACCACGAGAGAGUCCUUUACUUUCAUGACGCCUUCGAGAAAAAGAACGCAGUCAUCAUCAUCACCGAAAUAUGCCACGAAGAGCUGCUUGACAGGUUUUCAAAGAAAUCUACUGUCAUGGAGUCGGAUGUACGGUCCUGUAUAAGACAGCUGCUUGAGGGGCUGGACUACCUUCAUCAUCUAAACGUCAUACAUCUGGACAUAAAGCCUGAUAACAUCCUCAUGGCCGAUCCUCACGGUGAUCAGAUCAGAAUCUGUGACUUUGGCAACGCUUUGGAAAUCACACCUGAUGAGGCCCAAUACUGCAAAUAUGGCACGCCUGAAUUUGUUGCACCAGAAAUUGUCAAUCAGACCCCUGUGUCCAAAGCAACAGACAUCUGGCCUGUUGGAGUUCUCACAUAUCUGAGUCUGACAGGAGUUUCUCCGUUUGCUGGUGAGAACGACCGCAGCUCGGUGCUGAACAUCAGGAACUAUAACGUUGCCUUCGAAGAGAACAUGUUUGCUGAGCUUUGCCGGGAGGCGAAAGGCUUCAUCAUUAAACUGCUGGUCGCCGACAGGCUGAGACCUGAUACUCAGGAAUGUCUGCGACACCCCUGGUUCAAGACACUUAAUAAGGGGAAGGCCAUAAGUACAGAGGCCCUGAAGAAGUUUGUAUCACGCAGAAAAUGGCAGCGUUCAUUAAUCAGCUAUAAAUCAAAAAUGGUUAUGAGGUCCAUACCCGAAUUACUGAAUGACUCCUCCAGCCAUAUCUCCAUCGCAGUCCCCAGGAACCUUAGAGAGGGCUCACCUUUGCCAUCAUCAUCCUCAGAUUCUGAUGAAGACAUUGAUGAACUGCCAUUUAUUCCAAUGCCACUUACCAUGGAAUUCUCUGGAUCAAGGGUUUCACUGAAUGAGUUCCAGAGCAAUGAGCAGGAAAAAGGGAAGCAGAAUGGAACAAGUAAAUUGUCUGGGUCCCCUGUUCAGGCACAGGAGGCAAUGGAGUGUGACACGAAAGAAAUGGAUAAAGAAGGAGUCGAAAUCGCAGGUAAAAGCCGCCAGCGGAAGAGGUCAACACAAGACAAUGACCGGGGUUCCUCGGAUGAGGAACCACCUGCUGAAUUACCACAAAAGUCAGAGCUGUCCAGAAAACCACUGAGAAGGGGUUCAAGUAUGGAGUCAGACAAACCAGAAGGUGGACGACGAAGAGGAGAGCUUAGACGAGGAGGCUCAGCUGACAGUGCAUUGCUGCUCCGGAUUCCAACUGAGGAAGGAGCUGUAGAGGGAAGCCCAGAUGAUGGCAGGAGAGUUCUCAAGAAAGCUGUCUCUAUGGAACUACCAAGGAGAAGCACCAGCCCAGGAACUGUGAAGAUGAGUCAAGAAGACUAUGCACUUAAACUUGAGCUAAUGAGGAAGCGACUCCUUCGUGGAGGGUCAGUGGACAAAAAAAUGAGUGGACUGAGAGGACCACUGCUGGAAACAUUGGGAAUGGCAGAUGAGAAACGUGCAAAUUCCUCUGAUCGCUACUCUCGCACUGCUCGUUUAGGCCCACCACCACUAAUCAGAGCUGCAUCCAGCGAUUCACCAAGGGAUGAACUUCCCAAACCCAAAAUUCUGCGCAAAAGCGCAUCUUUCAGUCAAGGUGAUGCCGAGCCUAUAGCUUUACACCGGCGGUCUGGAGCUCCUCUGGAGAUUCCCUUGGCUCAGGUAGAAGAAAGAAGGCUAAAGGAAGCUAUAUCUAUGUCAGCUUUGACUGAGCCAAUAAAGCAAGACUCCCGACCAGUGACUCCCAGGGAACCUUCACCGAGACCCCCAACUCCAGAGUCGGUUGUGCAGGAGAGUCCUUCCAAGACAGGAAGUGAGGAUUCAUUAAUGGAGAAAGAGAUGAAGUCCUACGAGACCAUAAGUGAAAAGAUGGAUGGGUCGACUACAGAUGGUAAUUUUGACGAGCGAUCGAGCACAAGUGGUUUCUCAGAGAAGGACAUGAGCAUAUCAGAAGAGCCAAUGGUUGAGUCAGAGUACAUGGACCCGAGGAUUCCUACACCUCCUCCUGUGGCCCAAAGCUCUAAACUAGAGGAGAGAAUGGAAGAAGAAGUAGAAGAAGAAGUAGAAGUAGAAAUAGAGCAUGAAGAAAAAGAAGAGCCUAUGAAAGAUGAAGAGGAAAGAAUUGUCAGCGUGUCUGAAUCAAAAACUAAAGAAAAUGUAGAAGUUAUUGUAGAAAAUGAAGAAGAGGAAGUAAAUAUGCCUUCUAAACCGUCUGAGAUGAUCAUAACCACAAGCUCAGUUAUGGUGAGACCAACAGUACAAUAUUCCCAUUCCUCAGCAAAUGUCAUGCCAACUCAUGUAACACCGUCGCCUGCUGCUCGAGUUGUUCUUCCAGAUGGAAGGACUUCAGCAUAUGCCAGUAUUAUGCAGACAAUAAUGGUCCCUUCAGUUCAGCCUCUCAAUGACCCGACCUUAGGCCCCUCUUCACCAGAUGUGGUUCCAGCCCCUUCAUCAGCUGUAGUAACAACUGAAACAUUUUCACCCACAGCUUCACCUGCUAGCAUUCCCUCUGCUUUACCAGGUUUGCCAAAGCCAGCCACAGUGCACGCUGCUGUAUACUCCAGGGUAGCGUCACCAGAAACGAUCGGAAAAGAACCCAGUCCACCAAGGACGACCACACAUUCCUCAUCCCAACAAGAGCUUUCAAGAGGAGUGGACUUUGAGGACAUUAGCUCUGAAGAAGUAUUUGAGGCGCGCUUCAAAAAGCGUGAGUCCUCUCUCACAAGAGGUCUUAAGUUUUUGACGCGGUCUAAGAAUGAUGACAAACCCCAAGCAAUUUCCUCUGACUCCACAGAGGCAGGGGAGGAGAUCUACAGACCUGGGCCGAUUGGUGCACCAUUGGAAUUAGCAUCAAGGAGACUUGAAGAGAAGUCAAAGUCAGUCCAGGAUCUUCGUGAAGCUCAGAAGGACCAAGGCUUUAUGAGGAGACUCUCUUUGCGCCUGAAGCGAACUCCAUCAGCUGAGCGCAAGGAAGAAGUGACAAAAGAAGAUGAGUCACCUUCUUCAAGAAGAAGGCUUUCUUGGACUCUCGGUCGACGAGGAUCGCAGGAAAAGAAAGAAGUGGAGAUGACGCGCAUGGAUGGAAGUGCUGACGCGGCGGAGGGACAAGAUGAAAAGGAGGUUAAGAAACCUAAUGAAUCACCAGUCUUGGCAAUGCGAAGGAAGAUUGAAUCUACGGUGGCUGGGAUCUCUACUAGAAUCCGUAGCUUCUCAGAGGAAAGGAGAUCAUCGGAGGAAAAGGAACAAAAGAGGACACCCAUUCUGUCCAUGCUUCGUCGUUCAACAUCUGAGAAUCGUGGCGUGAAGGUUCCUAGUGUUCCUCAGAACCAGCUGGUGUCUCAGGCCAGUAAUGGCACCUCCACAGAGUCGCUCGACUCCAUGUCCAGCGUAAAGGCAGAUGCAUCAAAAGGUGUGGAGGCUGAGCGCAGAUCCCGCUGGGACAGAUGGGGCCUGACCAGAGGGCGGCGAGACAAGACAGUAUCACAGCCUGACAUACCGACAGCAAUCUCCAGAGAAAAUAGUUCCUUGCGUUCACGCCAGUACUCCAAACUGGCUUCUGAUUUCCCUCCAGUAUUCCACAUCAAGCUGAGGGAUCAUGUCCUGCUGGAGGGGGAUCCAGUCACACUCAGCUGUCUGCCAGCAGGCAGCCCCCACCCACACAUCACCUGGAUGAAAGAUAAGAAGCCUCUGGAGAUUGAUGCCAGGAUGAACAUGAUCGCCUGCCCUGAUGGUCGCCAGCUCCUGAUGAUCAUGCAAACAACCAAAAAGGAUGCAGGGGUUUAUGAGUGCGUGGCUACAAAUCCCCUCGCCUCUAUGACCAGCUCCUGCACCAUAUCCCUUGCUCGCCUGCCUAAUCGUCCUGGGACCCCUGAGAUUCCUCAGAAGUACAACAACACAGCCUUAGUACUGUGGAGGCCCUCGGACACCAUGGCCCCCUGCACAUACUCUCUGGAGAGGAAGGCAGAGGGUGAAACAAGCUGGCUGAUCGUGGCCACAGGGGUGGCUGACUGUUACUACAAUGUGGUGGACCUGCCGGCUGGGUGCCUCUACAGGUUCAGGGUGGCAUGCGUCAACAAAGCUGGCCAGGGCCCCUACAGCAACCUCUCAGAAGAAGUGGGCCUGGUUGCUUCAGAACCAGCCAAAUCCAGUGCUGCUGUGGUGGUCAAGACUGUCCCUGCAACUACUCCUCCUCCCCCUGUGGUCAUGAUGUCCUCCAUGAAAGUGUCUCCCAUUAAACCAGCUCCUAGUAAAUCCCCUACACUUGCCCAACCCGUCCCUACCGCAACAUCUGUGACUAAAUCUGCUUCUCCAGUAACCAUCAGACCUCCUAUUCAGGUUGAUACUAGCCGGCCUGCUGUCACUCCCUCCAUUAGUGUAGCCCCCCCUGAGCCAGCUGUGGUUCAGACCACCACAACUGUUCAAGCCACGCCAGUAAAAGCUAAGACCACCCUUAGCAUCAGUGUGGGCAAACCCAAAAGCAAGUUGAUGACUCCGCCUGUUGUUCCACCCAAACCCAAGAGUCCUGUAAAUGCAGCCCCUGGAAAAACCAAUAAACCCCCAACUCCUGUACCAGCCCCUGCGCCUGUCAUUGGGAAACCCAUUUCAUCCGUGCCAAUGUACGUGCCAGCUGCAACUGCUCGUGCUACACCGCCUUCUCAAUCCACUUCAACACCCACAACCAUCCCUCCUGUGACUGUUACUCGUGUGACUGUUACUCCGGUGACUGUCACUCCGGUGACUGUUACUCCUGUGACUGUCUCACCAACCGUGGUGGUGGUGCAGAGCUUGACGCCUGUGGUGCAGGGAGGGGACGGCUGGAGUACCCCGUCUGGGCGGAAUACCCCAACGGGACGGGUUACACCCUCGGGGCGCAGGACACCAUUGGGAUCUUUGCGCCAGGGAGUUCCACAGAAACCUUACACCUUCAUGGAUGAGAAAGCAAGGGGUCGUUUUGGUGUGAUCCGCGAGUGCCGGGAGAACGCCACCGGCAACCUCUUCAUGGCCAAGAUCGUUCCAUAUGAGGCAGACAACAAGCAGACAGUGCUGCAGGAAUACGACAUCCUCAAGUCCCUUCAUCACGAGAGGAUUAUGGCUCUGCAUGAAGCUUACGUCACACCGCGCUACCUGGUGCUUAUCUCCGAGUACUGCAGUGGAAAGGAGCUGCUCCACAGCGUCAUAGACAGGUUCCGUUACUCCGAGGAUGACGUGGUGACCUAUGUCGUGCAGAUCCUCCAGGGUCUGGACUACCUCCAUACCCGACGCAUCCUCCACCUCGACAUCAAGCCAGAGAACAUCAUCGUCACCUACAUGAAUGUCAUCAAGAUCAUAGACUUUGGCAGCGCUCAGAUGUACAACCCUCUCUUCCUCAAGCAGUUCAGUCCUCCUAUUGGAACACUGGAGUACAUGUCUCCUGAGAUGUUGAAAGGGGAUGUGGUGGGUCCUCCAGCUGACAUCUGGAGUGUGGGCGUACUGACUUUCCUCAUGUUGAGUGGCAGGUCUCCUUUCCUGGAAAAUGAUCCUCAGGAGACUGAAGCCAGGAUCCAGGUGGCAAAGUUCGACCUCUCCAAACUCUACCAGAAUGUGUCCCAAAGUGCCUCUCUGUUUCUCAAGAAGAUCCUCUGUAGCUACCCCUGGGCCCGUCCAUCUAUAAAGGACUGCUACAAUAACGCCUGGCUCCAAGAUGCCUACCUGAUGCGCUUGCGUAGGCAGACUCUCACCUUUACAACCACCCGUCUCAAGGAAUUCUUGGCCGACCAGCAGCGCAGGCGAGAGGAGGGGGCCACCCAGCACAAAGUUCUCCUGCGGUCCUACAAGAGCUCGACCCUAACCCCAAACGUGCCAGCCUCACCCACCACACCAGGUGCCCAGUGA
Limanda limanda (common dab) is the source of this 10836-nucleotide messenger RNA. RefSeq names its product striated muscle enriched protein kinase b (gene spegb). The record is from RefSeq and is a predicted model, not a curated record. Bases 1 to 10836 code for a protein of 3611 amino acids. Gene Ontology annotation, molecular function: protein kinase activity; ATP binding; protein binding. Gene Ontology annotation, biological process: protein phosphorylation. The transcript is spliced from 41 exons. Lineage: Eukaryota; Metazoa; Chordata; Actinopteri; Pleuronectiformes; Pleuronectidae.